GUCUCCAGACAGCCAUUGCUUAACUUUCCGUCAAAGGAUAAAGAAACGGAGAUAAUUUUAUGAAAUGCUUAGUUUUAUUUCAGAAUGAAGAUAAUUUAAAUUUUCUUUAAAAUGGUAUGGGAAUCUUUUGUAACAUGAACCAAAUAUGGAUUUCAACUUUAAUAUUCCAAAAAUCAAAAGACAAGCCACAAAAGAUAAUUUAAGGAGUGUAGCAGUAAAGGGUAGAGAUGCACAAGAUGUGUUGGACAAUUUGCAGAGAUCAUUCCUGGACAGGAAUUUCAAAGCAAACUGGGAGGUUACAUCGGUCUGUUUGGUGGAAAAUAAAAUCUUAGAGGAUGCAUAUAGAACCAAGAGAAAUGAAAUGAAAGAAGAUGGACGACAUUCCAGGGAGUUGGCUGAACAGUAUGCUUAUGUUAGUAUGAAAGAUCCAAAGAUUUCACAAAAAGUGGCACAAGAUGGAUUAAAAACAAGAGAAUUAAAUAACAAUUCAUUGGGUAACAGUAAGUUUGGUGUGUAUCUGUGUAAGCAUGCUGAUGUCCAGCUUGGUCUGUUUGACACUUCUGGUCAAGAAACUUGUCAGCUGAUGAUUUUUAAGGUCACCUUGGGGAAGAGUAAAGUGAUGAACUUACAACCCACAAUGAGUGUAGAACCUACUCCAAACUAUGACUCACAUAUCAACCAACUUAAACCAUCUCCUAUGGAUGUAAUUAGUAUACAGAAUCACAGAUCACAGAUAUACCUGUAUGAGUAUGAUGAUGACUGUGAACCAGUACAAAGACCACGACAAUGUCUUCCAUAUGCUCUCAUCACAUAUACAAAGAUAAAAGAGGUCCCUUCGACUCCAUUGAGUGGAGCUAGUGCCAGCAAAUACAACAGACCCUACAAACCUACAGAAGUCAAGGUCACAGAAACAAGUGAGCUGACCUCGAUUCCUGUUCUACUUAACCGUAAUAUGACUGAAGUACCUCCUUUAAAAAUAACGUCUGCUCCUUCAUUCAUUAAAAAUCCAAAACACCAUUUAAGUAAACAAGAGAGGAGGGAAUUAUUUGAAAGACAACAUGCUGAAUCACUUAGACGACAAUCGCAGGAACCAAGGCCUUCCACUGAAUCUUAUGAAACAAACAAAAUCUAUUAUACAAAUACUGAUUAUUCAAAAACUCAAACACGUCAAGAUCCGAGAAUGAAAAAUACACCAUUUGUCCCGCCACAGCCUGCAAACAUUGUAAAACAACAACCGUCAACAAAUGCCAUGGACCCAAGAAGAAUAUCAAAUGAGAGACCUAAUAGAAGUAUGGGAUACCAGAAACAAUUGUCUGUUAAUAUUCCACGACAACGCCACAUGUCUAGUGGCAGCCCAUCUCCUGAUGGGGAUAUAAGUGAUGCUUUAACAGAUCUUAUUGUUAAAAAUCAAGUAAAAGUAGAUGCAUUCGGUAGACCUGUUUUGGCCAUACCAAGCCCUGUUAAAUCUGAAGAGGAAAAAAUGCAAGCAAUAAAUCAAAAGUUUGCAGAAGAAAUUCAAAAACAUUUACAAAUGACUGGUCCUAUUGAUGUACCUAAAACAACAAUGGAGGAGGACUACACUCCUCAGCCAAUGGAAAUUGAGAGUUCUGAAUCUCUGGAGGACAGUAAACAGGAUAAAAAUGAUAUGUUAGAAUUUGACAGUAAAAUUUCAGAACUUUUAAAUGAAGCUAGUUUGAAACCCAUUGAAAAUGUGGAAAUAAAGACCCAAGAGGGUACUGAAGUCACCAAAGAAAGUGGAAACGAAAAGCCUUUGGAUGAUUCUGACGAUGAAUUGCCAACAUUGAAAAGGCCAAAAGCUAAGACUAUAGAUACUUCAACUGUAGAGGAAGAUGACGAUGAUGAAAAGUUAAUUAUUGCUGAUAUGGAUGUUGAAAGUAAAAAACUGGAAGUGCUUGAAAAAAGAAAAAGCCAUGAAGGAUCUCUUGAGAAAGAUCUACUUACUUUCGUUAGUCGAGAAGACAUUAAGAAAAAAGAUUCAGGCUUGGAUAAUUCAAAAUUACAAGAAGAGCAGAGUAAAUUAAACAAGAAAGAAGAAAAAGACAAAAAUAUAAAUAUAGUUGUUGUAAAAGAAGAAACUAUGAGUAAAGAGGAACAAAUGAAGAUGCAAAGGGCGAAAGUUCUUAAAGAAGUCCAGAGUAUGUUGGAAAAGACCAAAGAAAAAUCUGUUGAUAAAACUGAUGAUGCCAUAAAAAAUGAUAAUGAAAUAUUGCAAAAAGAUUCAAGUAAAGAGGAAGAAAAAGGGACUGAAGCAGAGCUACAGACUGAAGACAAAAAAGAUAGUACUUCAAAAAAUGAAGUAGGAAAUUUAUCAAGUGAAUAUAUAGACUAUGAUUUAAGUACCUUCAGUUCUGAUUCUGAUAACGAAAGUGUUAGAUCUGACGAUAGUAGAUCAAGUCAUUCUAUACCACAAACCUAUUCAAGAUCACCAAUUUACGAUGACAGCCCAAUGAAAGAAGACCAAAGAGGUCCAUACAAUGUGCAAACGAGUCCAUAUAAAAUGUCCAAAUCAGACUCAUGGGUUAGCAGAGAUUUAUAUAAUGCUUAUCCUGAAAGAGUCCAACAACAAGGAUUAGACAAUAGACCAGAAGAUAGAAAUCAGACUUGGUCACAACCCAUGCAUAGAGAACAGAUAAAUCAGCCACCUCCACCUGGACAUCAAAAUCAGCAACCACAUCCCAGCCAUCAUCAUUAUCAAACACCAGUUUCUAGUCAUCAUCAGCCACCCAUACCAGGCAAGCAUCAAACACCAAUUUACAGUCAACAAAAUCAGCCAUUUAUACCAGGUCAACAAAAUCAACCACAUUUUACUAGUCAUCAAAAUCUGCCACCCGGACAGCAAAUGAUUAGGCCACCAAUGCCUGGCCAGCAGAAUCAACAACCUUUUCCAGGUCAACAAAUGAUAAGACCACCAAUGUCCAACCUGUCUCCUGUACCUAACCAACAUAUGAUAAGGCCCCCUAUGCCAAACCAGUCACCUUCUGCACCUCACCAACAUAUGAUAAGGCCCCCUAUGCCCAACCAGUCGCCUUCUGGACCUAACCAACAGAUGAUAAGGCCUCCAAUGCCCAACCAGUUGCCUUCUGGACCAAACCAACAGAUGAUAAGGCCUCCAAUGCCCAACCAGUCACCUUCUGGACCAAACCAACAGAUGAUAAGGCCAUUAAUGGAUUUUCAGCACUUUGAAGGACAGUCCUAUCAACCUAGGAGACAUGAUGAUCCUAGAAAUUAUUCCUCACAAUUUCCUGUGAAAUCUAGAUCAGACACUGAUAUGGUAUAUCCACCACACCAUUCACAGCAUCCUCAAGGUCACCUUCCAAGUCCUUUUAUGCAGGAUACAGACUACAGACAACAACCAAAUAUGAACUUUUUAAAUGUUCAAGACAUGGAUCAUAGGCAACAGUCACUCAUUGAUGUGAAUCCAGAAACUGGUGAUGUUGAUUAUCGUAGAUUGAAUCCAGUAAAACAACCACAGAGCCAACCACCAAAUACUCCAGACACCAGGAACCAGUUUCCACCUAAUCCUAAUAUGCCAUUUAAUUCUCCACCAUUACAUGUAAAUAUGCCUCCUCAUCCUUCACCUCAGCAUUAUAGUCCAGAGGGAGCCACUCAACAGUAUAAUCCCAAUAAUCAGGGAAUGCUGAGUCCUCCUCGUACAUCUAGCUGGGGUAAAACAGAAACUAUUGGUUUAACCUCACCUUCCAAAGAGAAAAAGAUUUCAUUAACAGCUUAUAAAGCAAGGAGGAAAAGUCCAAUUAGAGAUGGUAGUUUUGAAGGUCAAUUCCCAACCUUUGAUCUGGAUGUGAAUAACCUAAAAAACAUCUUAAAAACAGUAAAUGUUGUUUCUGCUCUCAAGAAAGACUUUGGUGAAUCUGAGAGUGGGGAUUCCAUUGACGGAAGAGCACAGAGAUAUAUUGAUGAUGUUACCAAAGUAAGUCCGUCAAACAUCAAACAUACAGGAAAACUGGCUUUUUUGAAUGACGUUCAAGAUGAUGAUGGACUAUUUAAUUGUUAUGGCGGUGAGAAGAUACCAGGGAUAUCUCCUCAAAAUAUAACGUCAGGACCAAUAAGUAUUUCAUCUAUACUUGGUACCAAUGUUGACAUGAAGAAAUUUGAUGUGGAUAUGAGGCAGGACCAAAGACCUGACAUCCUGGAUGCUCAAGGAACUCCCUUAAAGAAAUAUUACGGCAAAUAUCCAUGGGAAGAAUUGCAUGUACCUUCACCUGCUCAUGAUAGAGAGAACGAUCCUUCACCAGUUAGCACCACUUCUGGUAAAAUGACACCUCCAUCCAGCUGUUCAUCACCGAGGGGAGGAAAGAAGAGAAAAGUAAAGUCAGGAAUGAUGGGUUAUGUGAAGAGAAAGAAAAGGAAAAAGAAGAAAAAUUUGUUUGACAAUGUAUCUGAUAUCACAGGUGAAACUGGGAGUGUUGCCUCAUCUGACUGGAAGAGUAGUAUAGAAGAUUUAGGACGAGUAAGAGUAAUGUCCCUUGAGGAAGUUGGCCUAAACCAUUGGACUGAUGCCAUUAACCACCCAUCUUUUCAACCAAGAGUAGUAUUAAAAAGGGAAAAAGAAGCAGAAAUUGGUGCAGCAAAGAUUGUAGAAAGCAAUGAACUAAAAUCUGAAAAAGAAGCUUUAGAUUCUCAACCAGAGCAAAAGAAUACUAUGGUUAGACAAUGGGUAGAAACAUCUCACAAGAAAAUUAAACUUAUUACAUUGAAACGAACUAAAGAGGAAGAAACAGCAAAGAUUGAAAAGCCUACUAUUUUGGAGGAUGUUAUAGAUAUUGAUGGUUUAGUAGAGAAACAGAUAGCUCAAGACAUGGCCAAAAGUGAUGAUGCCAUGUCAAUCUCAUCAUCAAGUGAUAUAAUCUAUCACAAACCUGGACCAAAGUGUAGCAAAAAGCCAUCAUUGGCUGGGACACAUCAAUCAAUACCAGUUCUCAGUAAGAGAAAAGUUUUACCAACCCAACCAGUUAGUGAUUCAAUGUCAGGUACAAUACCAAAAAGUCAGGAUCAAGUGUAUCUGCAGUCAUCUCAAGGUCAAGGUCAUAGAGCAGUACCACCAUAUCCUAUAGUUACUAAUAUUUCUAUUCCACCACCAGUUGUUUAUAGUACAUCAUAUCCUCCACUAUCUUCUUAUCCAGUGCCAUCAUAUUCAAAUCAAAGUCACAGACAGCAAGGUCAAGGACAAAUGAAUUCCCCUUUGCCUGUGGCGCCGCCAUUUCAGUAUCCAAAGUCAUCCAUGGGUAAUCUUGUAUCCCAGCAUCCACAUUCAACCUUUGGACAAACAGAUUUUAGUCAGCCACCACCUCGAUUGCCAUCUGCACCAUAUCCACCAAAACCUGUGGUAGGGACACAUGUCAGUAGUACAACUCCACAAUCCACACUUCAUUCAUCCGCACCUCCAAGUCAUCCAUCAUUGACAACCAAUCAACAAAUACAGCAUCCUGCUAGUCAGCAUCAACAAAAUCAUCAAUCAACAACUCCUAGUCAUGUGAGCAUUACUCAUCCUGCAGAAAUCAGAAAUCCAUUGCAAAAUCAUCCAGGACAACCUCGUAUACUUUCUCCCGGCAUCCGUCCAAUUGUGGCACAGGCAAAUUUUCUUAAUCGUCCAAGAUUGUCACUGUAUACACCACAAUCUGUGCCAGGAUCAAGUGAACCACAGACAACAACAGUAGUUACUACCUCAGUAUCGUCAAAUCUUGUAGAGUUGUCUACUCCUACAGGUUCAAAGAGACCAUCAGAUUUGGCAGAUUGGUUUGCAGAUAAGUUGAAUCCUAAAGCAUCUCAAGAUACUGUUAAUGAUCCAAUUACAAAACUAGAAGGCAGUACUGUUAUAAAGCCAAAAGAAGGAACCUUGAGGGAAGAACUUGAAAAGUUGAGAAAGAACAAGCUUGAGGAAAAAGAAGACCCCAAAAAAAGAAAAUCUAGAUCUAAAUCGAAAGAAAAAUCACCUCAGUUAAAAACUAAAAAGAAAAAAAGAAAUCAAAGCAGUGAUAAUAAUAGUGACAUAUUUGAAGAUUCAGAAAAUGAUUCAAAACGAAGCUUGUCUAGUUACUCCCCAAGUAGUAUAGGAAGUAGUAGAAAAAGAUCACCAGAAUAUAGACGUAGGUGGCCAUAUGAUUCUCCAGAUUCAAGAAGAAAAUACAAUUAUUCACCAAGAAGGAGAAGGUCCCGCACAAAAUCAAAUUCAAGGUCACGUUCUAGGUCAAGAUCACAAUCUAGGUCAAGGACUUAUUAUAGAAGAUCAAGAUCUAGGUCAAGCUCACAAAACAAAACUGGAAAUAAGGUUCGCAAAUCUCCAAGAAGAAGAAGUGAUUCAACAGAUGGAAAAUCUAAGGACCUUGAAAAAAAUGUUUCAAACAAUAAUUCAACUGUAGGAGAAAUGAAUAGAUCUGAUUCUAUUAGAGCAAAAAGGAGAUCUAGUACAUCACCUGAUCAAUCAAGGAGAAGGAGAACUCCAGAAUCAUAUAGAUCAAGAAGAUUGAGUAAUUCUCCAGAAAGGUGGAAGAGAGGAAGGUCACCACUGAAGAGGUCAAGUAGUUCUCCUGAUAGUAGACAAGGGAAACGAUCUCCAGAAUAUAAUAGAUUUAGAAACAGAAUAAGAUACACCAAUUCACCAAGAAGAAGUGUCUCGCCUAGACGCAAAAGUAUAUCACCAAAAAGGAGAACAUUUGAAUCUAAUCGUAUUUCACCUCAAGUCAAAGGUAAAUCACCUAGGCGUAGAAGUAUUUCACCUCAAGUCAAAAGUAAAUUGCCUAAGAGUAAGAAUAUAUCACCAAGACGUAAGAGCAUUUCUCCAAAAAGGCAAAGAAAUCCUUUGCCAAAACAAAUUAAUACUUUAGAAUCAAAAUCAUUAGGAAAUACUGAGAAGGUAUCUAUUGAAAAAGACAGAGAAGUAGAGAAUCCUGCAGAUACUAAUAAUGAGGUUAUCAUACCAAAUGAAGCACUUUUAAUACCGUUUUUGAAGGCUCCAUUAACACUGGCCAGUCAACGUGUACAGUUAUCAACAGAAGAGACUAAAUGGACCAAUUCUAACUUUACAGAAUACACAAUUGAUCAAAUCACAGAAGAAGAUCAGAAAUUACAAGAAGAACUUGAAAGCCUGGAAGAACAGAAGAAACUUCUAGAACAAGAAGAUAAGAAAAUGAAGGAAGAAAUAAUGAAAAAAGAAGAUGCAAGAAUUAGGAAAGAAUUGAUUGAAUUAGAAAAACAAAAGAAAAUAGCUGAAGAAUUGCUUGAAUUGCAAAGGCAGAGAGAAUUUGCAGAAGAAUUAGUUGAAUUAGAAAGACAAAAGAAACUUGCAGAGGAAUUAAUAGAAUUAGAAAAACAAAGAAAAAUUGCAGAGGAACUUGUAGAAUUAGAGAAAAAGAAAAAAACAGCUGAAGAAAUUGAAGAACUAAAUAAACGAAAACAACAAUUAGAAAAAGAAGUAGAGAAAUCAACAAUGGUAGAUAUAUUAUCAGAGGAAAAGAUAGACGUAUCAAUUGACAAUGAUAAGAUGAUAUCAGAUGAGUUAGACGAACUGGCUCAACAGAAAGAGAAGCUUCAAAAGGCAUUAGCUGCCCUUGAAAAUAUAGACAAAGAUUCGGAUGUGUGUGAAAUUGAUUCAUCAGGUUUGGAGGACGGAGAAAUUGAGGAUGACUCUGAAGAUGAGGAAAAGAAAGAUGAAUCUAAACCUGGAGAGGAUAAACACAAUCCCAUUAGAAUUAACUCUGUAAUAGAUUUAACUGACAGACCACCUUCAAGAGAUAAAAGAUCAUUACCUAAGGAUUUGAAACAGUCACCUUCAAGAGAGAGACGAGAAUCUUCAACUGAAAGAAGAGAUUACAGAAGGUCUCCGCCCUAUAAAAGAAGGUCACCUUCAACUGAUAGAAGAAGAUCAAGGUCCAGGGAAAGGAGAAGAACAAACUCCAUUGGAUCAGAUUACUAUGAUGAGUACAAUGGACGUCCUUCAGAUGAUAAACAUAGACAAUCCUUGGACCACGCUGACAAAAUUAAAAGGCAACAUGCCAAGGAGAUUGGAAAUGUAUGGGGUGCUAUGAUUUCUCACAACGAUACUAGGGUGGAACGUGUCAAAGGUGAUCCAAUAUUUUCAAAAAAGACACCUGAGUCUAAGGAAAUAGAAGAUGAAAUGCCUAAGCCUAAAACCCUUGCUCAGAAGAUCAGAUGUAAUGAACUUAUUACAGCGUAUGAUUUAAAUACAGAGACACAACGAUCUGUCCCUAAAACUAGGCAAGAAUUGAUAACCUUUGCUGAUUGGUUAAAGAUGGAAUAUGAAAUAAGUGACGAGGAAAUAGGUAAAUACCAGACUUAUAUAAGCUGUGUCCAAUUAGAUUCCAGAAUUGAUGAAAAUAGUAAAAACAAAAGAAAAACACUGAAAAAAAGAUUACGUGCAGAAAUGGCAACUGCACAAGAAUCUUUAAAAAUUGAGGAACAAGAUAAAUUAAACCCACAAAGAAUCGAUAGACCGUCCCGUAAUAUUGUCGUUAGCGGUGUUAAAGAACGACUUGAAAAUGUAAAAGAGGGUGAUAAACGUAUUGUUUGUGACAGUGGAGUUCAUCAGUUAUCUGAAAUAGAACAUCUUCAUCAGCCAUUUGAUAUAACUCGUCAGCAGCUUGUGUCAGAACUGGAAAUGGUUCGAUCAGCAUUGAAAAUGUCAUGGAAAACACCGAAAGGCAAAGUACCUGAUGUUGUCAAGAAUGAAUCUCUUGGUUUUGGAGAAGGUGAUUACGACCAUGAGUUUUUAAUGAGACAUGAUCUUCAGCAGUUAGAAGCAGAGAUUUUAAUGAGAAUAAAUCAUUUUGAGUUUCAUGGUGUACCAAACAGGAGAGUACCUGAAAUUCUUCUUACUAAAAAAGAAAAGAGCAUACAUUUUUCAGAAGAGGGUCUAUUUUUAGUAAUGACAGCAUCAAUCUCUCACAAGGCGUAUCAAAAUUUACUGUCGUUGAAGAAAAAGUUGGAACAAACCGAAGAAGCUGCUGCAGCACUGAACCCUGCUACCCACCAUGAAAGAAUUCUUAAACACUUACAAGAAAUAGAAGUUUUACAUCAGUCACGGAAGGCAGUCAUGCUUACUAUAGCAGGAUACCUUACAAAGAAGCGUUUUUCCAAGCUAUCUACCAGACUUAAGUACUACAAGAGAUGUAUUCACUACUUCAGUGACUUAAGAAAACCAGAACUAGUAUAUUUGAGGACUACUGUUGCUGAUGUUGAAGUUCAUUUGAAACUUGGUGAAAGACUUCUGCAAGAACAAGAAGGUGGGAAACCUAGAUCAAUGGCAUCUCGUUUUUCAUCAUUACUGACACAAUCCACUGUUUCUAGCCAAGUAUCAGGUGUGUCGUCUGCUGGACUGACCAAUGUAACACAAAGAACAUCAACCAAUAUACCAGCCAGCAGUGUUAAUAGGAAUGUGGAGGUAAAAGGAUCAGAACCACCUAGAAAUAUACCCUCUCAUACUUCCAGCCAGAAUACUCCCAGGAUUCCAGUCACUUCUACUCAGACUUUACCUACGCCAGUUCAUUCUGGAUUAUCUUCUGGAAAUUUACGACAGGUUCCUCUAGCUACGGCAAAUCAAACAAAUAAAGAAUCCUCUGUAAGUUUACAACAGAUUCCAAUUCCAACUAUCAAACAAACAUAUCAAGAGUCCAAACUUGUGGAUUCUAGAUUUAAAAGACAAAAUUCAAAUGAAAAAGUCAGUGAUCAGCCAAACCCUAGAUUUCAGAGACAGAACUCAAAUGAAUAUGUAAAUAGUCCAAGAACUGUUGAUCAGUCGUCUAAACUUGCUGGAGAGCAACAACAGUUGUCACGGGGACAGAACAAUCAAGACAAUACUGAACAGGGGAGGAAUGUGCAAUAUAAUCCUAGAUAUGGAUCAAUUGAAAAAGGGGAUCCAAAAGGAGAAUCUGCAGCCGUUUCAUCACCUUAUACCUUACCUCCUGCCAGAUACUUACAACAACCAGUACAGAAACCCCCUACAUGGGGCCCCAGGGAUACAAAUCAAUCAAGGUCACAAAAUGAUCAAAAAUUAGAAUCAGACUUGCUGACUGUCAAAAAUAAACUUCUACGAUUGUCACAACAGUUAAACCAUGAUCAGAGUGUUAGAAUGAGUGUUCAGUCUGUCUUACUGUCUGUGACAGAAGCUUUAGAUCUUCUGAGAGAGGAAUCGAGCAAUCUACCUAAAGUUAAAGACAUCAUUCUGGAAUGUUUAGCAAGAUAUAAUGCUGUCAAAGAAUUAAUGGAAGGUUAAAGGCUGAUGCAGAGAAAGAGAAAACAUGCUGGCAUUAUUUUGUUUCAUUGUGUUAUUUGUAUAGAUUUUCUAGAUGUGCAUUUGUUUUGAAAAAUUUAAUG
This is a messenger RNA of Mytilus trossulus (common blue mussel), 10368 nucleotides long. RefSeq lists its product as uncharacterized. The transcript has 13 exons. Bases 146 to 10267 code for a protein of 3373 amino acids. NCBI's taxonomy places the organism in Eukaryota, Metazoa, Mollusca, Bivalvia, Mytilida, Mytilidae. Gene Ontology annotation, cellular component: nucleus. Gene Ontology annotation, biological process: regulation of double-strand break repair via homologous recombination; synaptonemal complex assembly; homologous chromosome pairing at meiosis. The record is from RefSeq and is a predicted model, not a curated record.